Messenger RNA from Ectocarpus sp. CCAP 1310/34, 3783 nucleotides. The record is from the annotation of a GenBank genome assembly. NCBI's taxonomy places the organism in Eukaryota, Phaeophyceae, Ectocarpales, Ectocarpaceae.
UGGCCUGGUACACCAGCUGGUUUACUUAAUCGGGGCGACUAUGAUAUCGGUUUGCUGGGCCGGAGAGAGCCUUGCGACGUUCAUCAAGACUUUAAAGUUCUUGGAGCUAUUCGCGUCGAACAUGCUGGCCAUCACCAAUCUCGCCAUCUGCGUCAACCUCGCCCUCAUCGUCUUGUCUCGUCGACCGCAAUCUCACGUCAGAAGCAUCAGCACGCAUAAGCUAGUGCUCCUGUUCCUAGCCAUCUCGGCGGGACUCGCCGCCAUCGCCGUGCCCUUCUGGGGAUUGACGAACGGAAUUCUUGAAGAGCGAAUAGACCCAGCUCAUCACCAGUUCGUCAUGAUCUCCACCUUCAUGGUCGAGUUCCUCGUCGGCAUCUGCAUGUUCGUCAUUGUAUCGUGGCUGUUGCUGUUCCGGAUGACGGAGAUCAAGGAGUGCUGGAUGAUGCACGCCUGCCUCCGCUACUACUUCGGCCUGACUCUGCUCGGAACCGUCGGAAACUUGACCCUCGGCGUGUGCGGCACGAUCUACGUCAUCAGCGAUAUGGCAUGGCCGUUGCUCAUGAUCUUCAGCUGGGGUUUUCGCCAAGUCCGCAUUGCCCUCGACACGAUCGUCCUGCACAGCGUGCUGGCGACGAAGAGCGUCAACGAGCGCGCCGAGACGCCCCCGUCCGAUGACGCCUCCUCCGCCCCCCCUCCCGCGAGUCCUCAAGGGUCUCGGCGGCUCGGAGGGGCCCACCGCCGAUGACGGUGUCGUUUCGGGCAGACGAUGUCAUUUCGGGCAGGGGUUCUCCCUCCGAGAGCUGCCGGAAGACAUGUCAUAGGUUGUCGAUCAAUCGGGGCUUGAGGGCGAUGGCCGGGGUCAAGCGUGCAGAGCUCGAGAACCAAAGCCGCGACAUUCGCUCGACAGGAAGCGUGCCGGUUCGUCCUCGUUCUCGUUCGGGAGAACCUCCCGAUGAGCCCACCGUGUGGCUACGGAAUUGAUCUGGACGGCCUGGGGUCUCUUUUUUGGUCGGUCUGGUAAACGACGAGAGGAAAAGAGAGGUUCCUGAUUGGCUGGGAUUGGUGAAGGGAGUUUUGAAGGAACUGGAUCUACUGUGAGGUCGAAUUGUUCCUAUUGGUGGAGUUUUUUUUUUAUUCCAUCGUGCUUACGAACACGUGGUUUUCUCGAAAAGACGGCGGUCUUAGCCGAGUGAGUGUUGAAUGCGAUCAACGUUGGUUGCAUACCGUGUUGUGUGCGCCGAAGCAUUAGUUCCGUACGAAUACCUGACUGACUCAUCCGGCAAGCUUUUGGCGGUUCCGGAUGCUUCCGAAGUCAUGGCCGGGAAAAUCUUGUUCUGGGGGUGGGCGACCUGGCUUGUACUACGGUGCCUACCGUCGAUGCAUUGCCGCGAGGAGUGUACACCGGAAACUCCCCAACAUGUUUGAGUCUGGAGGUAUACAUGUAGACUAGUCUAGAGGGUAGCUCCAGACCUCACGCACCUUAUUUGCCACGGCGAGCUGCUUAGAUCGUGGCUGCAGAAGCCUUGUAAAUUGGCACCUGUGUCAGGGGGGCAUGCUGCGGUAGAACAGGUUGUUGAUAGGUUGGAUCAACUCUGGCAGAGAGAUGUAUAUAUGUAUUUACCUCGUACCAGGAGAUAAAGAGCGUGAGCGGCUAAAACAGGCGAGAGGGUUUAUCACGACUGUUGUGUGCCGACAGGUUUUCGGCUGCACCUAUUCGAUCGAUUUCAAUAAAGGUGUAAUUCAGAGGUGUGACCAUAGGGCCGGUAAAUGUUUUCUGGGGGGUCAGUGGUUUGAAGUUUGAGGUGAUCGGACACCCCGCACAGGGUCGGACCCUUAAUCUACAAAUUUGGUUCCCCGUCGAGCAUGUUGUUGUUAGAUGACCGCUGUAGGAGCAUUGGUUCACACGUGAUGACUGCUGAAGUUGUUCCAUGGAAAGCUCAGCAUGAUAGCGUUUCAUUUCAUUUGCGCUCUUCGCCCUUUUGAUGUUCGAUUAGGCGUGCAUGGUAACAGUUGAUGUUGAUGGGCCACGCUUUGGUGCAGGGUUGCGUAUGUGUUCGUGGGAGGGAUCAAAGUGAAGAAAUUGUCGACAAUACAUAACUUAUUUGUGUCUGGGUUUACGCGGGAGGUUCAACUCUUGAAGAUAGAUAUAUUUUGUUGUAUACGUAAGUCUGAAGCAGCCCGCUCACGGUAGAUGAUCUCCGUGUGCUUGAGUUCUCCCAAGGCCGAGGCGAGGGCGAGCAUUAACUGUUGCUUGAAAUGUGAGGAAGGCGUAUUUUGGCUAAGCGUCACCGCGAUCAGGGAUAUGCGAGCAAGCGGGGUUGGUGUGUUUGCUUCGCGUGGCUUGGAGUCGUCGGCAGGGCUUCCCUUUCCCUUCACUAUCGAUCUUACUCUGCGUCAGGGAACCUUGUUUGUUCCUUUCUUGUUGUAUUUCCAUAUUGGUUUGCUCCUUUGAGGUAGGUCAACUACAGUUGUAGCGCCAUACGUGUCUCCUGCUUUGCUUGAGAGAACAUGCCCCCUUUUGUCUGCUGUUGAUUUCUGCUGUUGUUUUUCAUGCUUGCUUGCUCCUUGGCGGCAUGUAGACCACGGUACAUAGCGCUUUUACGUGCCCCCUACAUGGUAUGAGAGUGUGUCCCCUGCUUUGCGUGAGUGAGAGAACUCUCUUCUCUGCUCCUUCUUCGUUGUUCUUUCAUGUUCUUUCAUGUUGUUCCUUUCCGGUAGUAUAUAGGCUAGCACUAUACGUGUCUCGUUGUAAAACCGGCAGCGGGGGACACCGUCCGACCUACUACGCGUCUGUGUCGAGUCCUUCCAUUGGGGUGAUUCCGUAUCUAUCCCCCGCUGCCACGGGUAGGUGGCUCGUGGGUCGAACAAUUAUUCUUAAGCUGGCAUGUACGCACGUGUUUUCGUGUUCGCAACCGACGACCUCUCUCGGGUUCGGCGGGAGCUUGAGACUGUUGUAUUUUCCGGCCUCUACGCAAACGUAGUUGCUUUCGUAGUACAGGCGGAAUAGUGUUGUUAUUGUGGAGGCUGGCACCCCAGGGUAUGUGGUAUCUCAGAAAACGCCACAGAUCUCCGCGUCAAUCCGUACAGUGUAUUGUCAACUUGUUGGCACGCUGCUGCUUCUGCACAUGAUGGUUUUUCCCGCCUGGGUGUUGGUUGUGAUGGAUCCGAGCUUCUCGUGUGCGUGUUGGGACCUCUUUGAAGUAAUACGACCAAAGCCGGGCACUCUUUCCUUCUUUUUUUUUGCCGUAUUUGUCUCUUCAUUUACUGCAAAGAAAGCCCGUUCUGACGGCUGUGGGGCGUUGAGUAGGACUGGUCGGCGAAACUACAACCGACUCAGAGAUUGAGAUCGAAUAUUCUGAUUUGCAAGAUUAUUUUGUGUAUGCAAUGCAUCUCUUUGAAGCAAUACGCAAACGAGGGGCUUCGCUGCCAAGUGAAGUUAUGGACUUCGUUUGCCUUUCGUCUCAACAGUCCUUGCCCUAAGGCCCAUGUUUAUGGUCACCAAAUCUUUGGGAAAAUGUCUAAAUUUUCAAACAUUUGCGGAUAAAGAUUUUGUUUCACUUUUUAUGGGAGGAAAUCUUCGGCGAAAUAUUCUCAAAGAUUUUGAAAUGGGGCAAAAGUCGCUCGUUUGACAAAAUGUUUGACAAACAUUUUGAGAUGGGGCAGGUCGCGGAAAUGUUUGGGCGGCGGAAAAGGCAAGUAGCGCCGCGUUUUCGGCACAUACGCCGCCAACACACACGAACACACCCCAUCAACACAAGAAGACACGAACACAUCUACACGCAC